AUGACACGAAGGACCCAAACGUUUGAUGAUUACGGCUCUGCCGUUGGCGAGAUCAUCUUGGCCUCUUCCGACAUAGACUUCCUCGACCAACUCAUCCCGCUUCUCAAAGAUGCCAGCACCAGCAAUCGAACCAGCUCCCUGGCCCAGAGUCUCAACCGCUACGCCGAGGACCGCGAGGCCGAGAUCGAGAACAUUGGUUUGACGAAGCAUGAGGAGUUCCUGGGCUCCGUCACCCAGCUCCAAAAGGUCCGCGAGGGUACCAUCAACCUGACGGCGGAGAUUCUCGAGUUGAACCAGUCCAUACAGUCGAGCACUCAGGAGCUGGCCGAGCAGAAGCAGAAACUGGUUGACAAAAGGGCCAUCCGACAAAACGUGGCCGAUGCCUCUGAUGCGCUGAACGGCUCUCUCAAGAUACUGCACGCAGUCAACAACGCGCACGAGCUGAUACGGAAGAAGAGAUACUAUGCAGCACUGAAAUCGCUCGAGGACCUGCAGAACGAGCAUCUGAUCCCAAUAAUACAGAACAAGUAUGCCACGCAGCAGCAGCUAGCAGACAUGAUCCAGAAGUCCAUUCCAACCUCCCAGAAAUCAAUAGGCGAUGCUGUCAUGAACGACUUGAAUACGUGGCUCUUUCGCAUCCGUGAGACCUCACAGUUCCUAGGUGAGGUGACGUUCUAUCACACAGAGAUGAGGCGAUCGAAGCACAAGGAGCGAUCGGACAACAACGAGACCCUCAGCAGCUUCAAGCUGAAUUCCGCAAUCGAACUUGUCUAUGACGAAGCCGAAGAGUUUGACGUUCUCGACAACGAGGAGCUUCAGGUGGACUUCCAGCCCUUGUUUGAGUGCUUGCACAUCCACCAAGCUCUCGGUCGGAGUGACAAACUUCGUGCAGACUAUGCCGCAACAAGGCGGCAGCAAAAGGAUCUUUUGAUACCGACCGCGAUCCACGUGGACGGCGACGAAGAACCUUCUCUCAACAGCUUACUGGAAGGCAUUGCGGGUUUCGCCGUCAUCGAGAAGGCAACGAUGCGGCGUGUGCCCCAGUUGCGGUCUGCUGUGGACGUGGAAGAGCUUUGGGACUCCAUGUGCACUUCCGCAAUCACCCUCACAUCCCGUUGCCUGAGCAGCAUUACCAAUGCGGAGGUGUUGCUUAAGAUCAAAUCCGUCUACGCGCUUUUCAUCCAAUCCAUGGAAGGCUGGGGUUAUACUGUCACCAUGCUGGAUAACUUCCUGCUCACGCUGUUCGACACCUACGCCGACUUGCUGAAACGCCGGUUCAGUGAGGACUUCCAAGAGAUAGUUUCAACGGAUGACUACAUGCCGAUGGCGAUCAAUAGCGCCGAGGAAUACGAAAAAGUCGUCAACGUUAGCUGGUUCACCCAGGACACGCCGGUCGAGGAGCUGACCUUCCCAUGCGUCCUACCAUUCUCGCAAAUGUACCCGUUGUGCUGCAUCGAUAUAAGGAACUUCCUGAAUCAAUUCUAUUUCUUUGCCGAUGACCACUUCCAACACCCCAACGUUAUUGACGACACAUUGAGAAGGUCCCUGGAUGAGCUCUUGACGCAGAAGGUGUGCCAGUCUUUAGUUGAACGGCUGAGCUCCCAAUACCUGGGUCAAAUAGUUCAGAUUCUCAUCAACUUGGAGCACUUCGAGAUCGCCUGUCAGGAAUUGGAGCAGCUACUAAUCAGGGCUCGAUCUUCCACGUCAGCCGGUGGGCCUGUGACUCUGAGCGCCACCGAGCAGUUUAGGAACAACAAGAAGACAGCCGAGAAGCGAAUCUUCGAGCUGGUCAACUCAAAGAUCGACGACCUCGUGGACACGGCGGAAUAUGACUGGAUGUCAACAACUGCUGCAACGGAGCCGAGCAACUACAUUCAGACACUGACUAGGUACUUGUCUAAUAUCAUGAACUCGACCCUGCUCGGCCUCCCUCGGGAAAUCAAGGAGCUCAUCUACUACGACGCCCUCAACCAUGCCGCCGAGAGGAUCCUGGCCUUGCCCCUCCAGCCCGAGGUCAAGACCAUCAACCCCAACGGCGUGGCCGCCAUGGCGAUGGACGUGCAGUGCCUGGUCGAGUUCGUCCAGGGGCUCGAGAACUCGUUCAUGCUCAUGCAGAUCCUGCAGGAGCUCGAGCAGACGGUCAAGCUGAUGCAGGCCGAGAACGCCGACGACUUCUACGACAUCUCGGUGCGGAACAGGAACUACGGCUCCGUCAACGCCAUGAAUGGGCCGGUGCUCCUCGAGAAGCUCACCCACACGGUCGAGGCGCCGAACCGUGCCGCAGCCACGAUGGCAAAUUUCUCGUCGCGGUUCGGUUUCAAGAGCUGA
Messenger RNA from Diaporthe batatas, 2328 nucleotides. Its product is annotated as Rab GTPase-binding exocyst subunit SEC15. The coding region runs from base 1 to 2328 and encodes 775 amino acids. Gene Ontology annotation, cellular component: exocyst; membrane. NCBI's taxonomy places the organism in Eukaryota, Fungi, Ascomycota, Sordariomycetes, Diaporthales, Diaporthaceae. The transcript is spliced from 5 exons. Gene Ontology annotation, biological process: Golgi to plasma membrane transport; intracellular protein transport; exocytosis. The record is from RefSeq and is a predicted model, not a curated record.